AUGCCGUCUUUGCGCAAAGCCAGCCAAUUUCGCGUCUUGUCCGCACUGGUUGUGGGUUCGAUUGUCUGUUGCGCCAAAAGCGUCAACGAACCUGGCAACAUGUCAUUCGUGAAGGAGACGGUGGACAACCUGCUCAAAGGGUACGACAUCCGACUGAGGCCGGACUUUGGAGGUGCUCCCGUCGCCGUCGGGAUGAGCAUCGACGUGGCGAGCAUAGACAUGGUGUCAGAAGUCAACAUGGACUACACAUUGACCAUGUAUUUCCAACAGUACUGGAGAGACAAGCGCCUAGCCUACGUAGGAAUCCCUCUUAACUUGACCCUGGACAACAGAGUUGCCGACCAGCUCUGGGUCCCUGACACGUACUUCCUCAAUGACAAGAAGUCUUUCGUACAUGGAGUCACCGUCAAAAACCGAAUGAUCCGACUGCAUCCGGAUGGAACCGUUCUCUACGGUCUCAGGAUCACAACCACGGCAGCGUGCAUGAUGGAUCUGAGGAGGUAUCCUCUGGAUGAACAGAACUGUACUCUGGAGAUAGAGAGCUAUGGCUACACCACAGAUGACAUCGAGUUCUACUGGAAAGGAGGAGAGUCGGCCGUAACCGGGGUGACGCGCAUCGAGUUGCCUCAGUUCUCCAUUGUCGAUUACAAGCUGGUGUCUAAAAAUGUAGUGUUUUCCACAGGUGCCUAUCCGCGACUGUCGUUGAGUUUCAAGCUGAAGAGGAACAUUGGCUACUUCAUCCUUCAGACAUACAUGCCAUCGAUCCUGAUUACCAUCCUCUCCUGGGUCUCCUUCUGGAUAAACUACGAUGCGUCUGCUGCCAGAGUGGCUUUAGGGAUCACCACUGUGCUGACUAUGACCACCAUUAACACCCACUUGAGAGAGACUCUUCCCAAAAUCCCUUACGUCAAGGCCAUCGACAUGUACCUGAUGGGCUGCUUUGUAAUGGUCUUUCUGGCCCUGCUGGAGUAUGCCUUUGUCAACUAUAUCUUCUUUGGAAGGGGCCCUCAGAUGCAAAAGAAGCUGGCAGAGAAAGCGGAGAAGGCCAACAAUGAGAAAGCCAAAUAUGACGCCGCAAGGGAGGCAGGUAGUAGGACUGCAUCCCUAAAAUGGUCCAAUCAGUUUAAAGGUCUUCGCCACUCACGCUCGGCGGAACCUCACGGCCACGGGAACAUUUUGCUAACCACCCUGGAGAUCCAUAACGAAGUGGCGGGAAGCGAGAUCACCACUAGCGUGGCGGACAUUAGGAACUCUCAGUCCAUGGUGCAGUUGGACAGCACGGCCUCGUCACACAUCCAGUACCGGAAGCAAAGCGGCGGCAUUGGCCCACGCUCUGCCAGCCGCCACUCCCUGGACCGGGCUGCUCAGAUGAAACAAAGCCGUCUGCGGAGGCGGUCCUCACAGCUUAAAAUUAAAAUACCAGACCUGACGGAUGUGAACGCCAUCGACCGCUGGUCGCGGAUCAUCUUCCCUUCUGUCUUCUCACUAUUCAACCUUGUCUAUUGGCUCUAUUACGUCUGAUUGAACAGUGUCAUUGAGAUGUUUGUUCUUUGAUUUGUUGUGUUUUCAUUAUUUUUCCUCGACUUUUUUGCUUUUUUACAUGGUGUAAUUUGUUGAGGUAAAGACUGCAACAAUACAAGACAAAACAGACUGAAAAAAGACUGCUGAGUUUUGGACCAAGUUCACCUCAGAAAUGUUUUUAUAGGCUAUUUGCAGUCUUUGGAUCCUUAGUACCAAUAUAUUUUUGUUUAUUUGCUUGGCUUUUAAAAUGAGGUACUGUAACUGGGAUUGUGUGACAGUCAUUUCCCAACAUUUCCCCUUGUGGUAAUUUGUAAAUAGAGACAGACAUAAAGCCAGCAGUUGACUAAAUAGUACAGUAUUUGCAAAAAAAUAAAAAUUAAUAAAUAAACUCAAGGCAGACUUUUUUAAAAUCAAAAAACAAAAAAUUUUAAACUUUAUACAACAAAUCCAAGGAGUUCCAGAAUGAUUUAAAUACACUGGUGUAUGUUUGGUACCAUAUGCAAUAUUAAUGCAGUAUUAUUGCAUGUAAUGAACAUAUAUUUAAAGUUGAAAACUCAGGUUAUGAAUUCUGAUAUUUGGCAUCUUUUUUUGAAUGAGAAACAUCUUUCUAAAAUUCCAGCGAGGAGAAAAAAAAGCACAAAAUUUAAGUAAAAACUGCCAUUUUUCAACUCAGUUUUACCUUCUAGAAACAGUGCUUGAAAGUGAUAACAUGACAGAAUUGCACUUAAAUUGAUUAAACUCCUCUAAAA
Molecule: messenger RNA, 2270 nt
Organism: Thalassophryne amazonica
Lineage: Eukaryota; Metazoa; Chordata; Actinopteri; Batrachoidiformes; Batrachoididae
Product: gamma-aminobutyric acid receptor subunit beta-3-like
Exons: 10
Coding region: 1-1521 (506 amino acids)
Biological process (GO): signal transduction; regulation of membrane potential; chemical synaptic transmission
Cellular component (GO): synapse; GABA-A receptor complex; neuron projection
Molecular function (GO): neurotransmitter receptor activity; GABA-A receptor activity; extracellular ligand-gated monoatomic ion channel activity
Source: RefSeq, a predicted model, not a curated record